AUGGAGCUUCUUCAACAGCUCAGUCAACUUAGACAAUACGACAACAAGAUGGCAGAAAUGUACUAUGUCCUUGAUAUCCCAGGAGUGUACCUCAGGACCGAUUUCGCAGAGAGCCAGGUACGCAUAGCAGUUUUGCAAGAGGACUCUGCAGACACCGGAGGAGCCCCCUUGUACGUGGUCUGGGACUCUCUAUGGGAGUUUCCUGGUGUAGUCGAUCAUGAGACAGUGGACUUGUCGGGCACAGAUGGCCUACGCGUACACAACCUCCUGGUCAUCGAAGAGGAACUCUAUGUGGGCGUAACGAUCUUGAGUCAGCCACCGGGAAAAGAGGAACGCCGUUUGCAUGUCUACCCUAUGGGCGACUUUUACGGGAGGGUUCUCAACUAUACCAAGGACAACGAUGCCUUCCAAAAUCCCAAGCUUCGAUACAGGAUGAUACCUUGGCAACUAUUCACGCCCAUGGUAGAGGUUCCAGAGGAGGACGAGAAGGAUGAGGAGGAGGCUGAAGAGGCUGAAGAGGUUGAAGAGGCUGAAGAGGCUGAAGGUAAGACAGCGCGAGUGCCUCGUUCUUUCAUCGCUGACGAAGACGUAGCAGAGUCCAGUGAAGAUGAAGACAACGAGAUCGAGACCACACAUGUAUGCGUCCGUCGGCACGGCACAAAAACGUACUACCUCAUCAUCAAAGACGGCAAGCUCUUCCUCGUCCCCUUCGACCACGCGCCAGACUGGAAUCGCAUGCUGGAAGAGAAGCCAAAAGUCUCCGGUAAGCUGCUCAGGUUCGGCAACCAAUGUAAGUCGUACCAGAUCCCGUGUCUUCAAACGUCGCUAAAAGUUUCCAAAGCCAGCGUUGAGGUCUCCCAGUUUCCCAAGGGCUACGCCAUCCACAUGGUCAACUGUGGUCUCAAAUCCAAGAAGAAGAAGGCGAAUACUGCAGUCGGAGACCCGAAACGAGAGGCGGUGGAUGACAAUACUUUCUACCUCCUGCACCCAGCGACGAACACUCUUACCCACCGCGAUUACAAAAUGUUCACGAACAGGCAGGGUAACACGGUCGUAGAGGGGAAGAACUACCCACAGUGGCACACCGGCAUUGCGCAGCACAAUGCGAAUGUGUUGGAGAAGUUCCUCGAUGAGUUGAAGGCCCUGGUGACGAACGCUGCCGGCUCAUGGACCGACAACAGGCAUUGGUCGCGACAUCGUAGGCAUUGA
Alternaria infectoria is the source of this 1209-nucleotide messenger RNA. RefSeq lists its product as uncharacterized. Lineage: Eukaryota; Fungi; Ascomycota; Dothideomycetes; Pleosporales; Pleosporaceae. Bases 1 to 1209 code for a protein of 402 amino acids. The transcript has 2 exons. The record is from RefSeq and is a predicted model, not a curated record.